AUGGAUUUCAACUUUAGCCAUCUCGUCGCCUGGGGCGGGAUGCUGCUCGCAGCAGCUGCAGCCUAUAUCGCCGGCUUCAUCAUCUACCGUCUGUACUUCCACCCGCUCGCCAAGUACCCGGGCCCUUUCCUGGCCAAGAUCACCGAUGCGUACAUGCUCUACUUUGCCUGGAAGGGCGACCGGCACCUCCAGUUCUGGCGGCUGCACGAGACGUACGGCCCGAUUGUGCGCUGGGGCCCCAACAGCGUGUCGUUCAACAGCAACACGGCCCUCAAGGAGAUUUACGGGUUCAAGGCCAACGUGGGCAAGUCGUCGUUUUACGACGCGUUUGUGCACCCGGCCCACAACACGCACAACGCGCGCGACAAGGCGCAGCAUGCGCGCAAGCGGCGGGUGCUGUCGCACGCCUUUUCGGACAGUGCCGUCAAGGAGGCCGAAAAGUACAUUCUGGCCAACGUGCGUUCCUUUUGCAAUGUCCUGGGGGGCAACGGAGGCCCAGGCAAUGCUGUGGCAGCCACCGGCGACAAAUGGUCGGGCCCCGUCAGCAUGAGCGACCAGUGCAACUACCUGGCCAUGGACAUUCUGGGCGACCUGUGCUUUGGCAAGGCCUUCCACAUGCUCGAGGCGCCCGACAACCGGUACGCCGUUGACCUGGUCGGCGUGGCCGCGCGGCGCCACCUCAUCUGCGGCACCAUGCGCUCCGUCGAGCAGACGGGCAUCGAGAAGGUGCUGUUCCGCGAGAUUGCCGCCGGCCGCGCGCGCUACAUGCAGUACAGCCGCGGCCAGCUGGCCGAGCGCAUGGCCCUCGGCGACGACACGGACCGCCGCGAUUUCUUUUACUAUCUGCUCAAGGCGCGCGACCCGGAAACCGGCGAGGGGUUCAGCAAGCCCGAGCUGUGGGGCGAGUCCAACCUGCUCAUCAUUGCCGGCUCCGACACGACGUCGACGGGCAUGGCCGCCACGUUCUUUUAUCUGGUGCGCCACCCCGCGGCCCUGGCAAAGGCAACGCGCGAGGUCCGCUCGACGUUUUCUGAUGUCGAGGAGAUCCAGCAGGGUACCGCGCUGACGGGCUGCACGUACCUGCGCGCCUGCAUCGACGAGGCCAUGCGGCUGUCCCCGGCCGUGGGCGGCCUGCUGCCGCGCGAGGUGCUGGCGGGCGGCAUGCAGAUCGACGGGCACACGAUCCCGGCGGGCAUGGUGGUCGGCACGCCGCACUACACGAUCCACCACAACGCAGCGUACUACCCGCAGCCGUGGGCGUACACGCCGGAGCGGUGGAUUGCGGGCAGCACGUUGCCGAGCGGUGCGGUUGUCAGCGAGGACGAUGUGCGCUGCGCGCAGUCAGCCUUCUGUCCGUUCAGCAUCGGCCCGCGCGGCUGCAUCGGCAAGGGCCUGGCAUACACGGAGAUGAUGACGACACUCGCGCGGACGCUGUUUUUGUAUGAUGUGCGGCGGGCCCAGGGUGUGGUGGACCCGGGCGAGGGCCGUGUAGGUGCCGAAUGGGGCCGCGACCGGCCGGGUGAGCUGCAGAUGAUGGACACAUUUACGAGUGUCAAGAAGGGCGUGAUGGUGGACUUUAAGCCGCGGGCGUAG
Messenger RNA from Sporothrix brasiliensis 5110, 1593 nucleotides. RefSeq lists its product as uncharacterized. The record is from RefSeq and is a predicted model, not a curated record. Gene Ontology annotation, molecular function: heme binding; iron ion binding; monooxygenase activity. NCBI's taxonomy places the organism in Eukaryota, Fungi, Ascomycota, Sordariomycetes, Ophiostomatales, Ophiostomataceae. The transcript has 2 exons. Bases 1 to 1593 code for a protein of 530 amino acids.